UGUAAAAAUAAUGCCUCCAACAACAUUAACAAGUUCGCUCCAUCCGAGCAAUCGAGAUGCAAUAGCUUGGAAUGAAAAAGGCUUGAUAGCCUUUGGAUGUCAUUCAACUUUGGUGCUUUUUGACACUUGUAAACUUGAAGUCUUUCAAACGCUAGAACAACACACUACAGCAAUUAAUUUGGUUUGUUGGAAACCUCCUAUUGACCUUCUCUUUCGAAUAAAAUCAAAAGAUGUUAACAACGACAAUAUUCGUUAUUGUAGUGAUAUUAAUGUUGGCUGUGCUUCUUCAGAUAUUAGCGGCAAUAUUUUUAUUUGGGAUAUUCAAUUAGGAAUUGUUGCUGCUUCUUUGCGUUAUUUGACUACAAAUGUUAAUGAUCUCAAAUGGUUAAAUUGGCCAAAUUCAGAUUACAACCUUUUAUUAAGUAUUCAUUCCAAUUCAACUCUAAUUCUUUGGAAUAUUGACAAAAAGGAAAGAAUUUGGGAACACAAAUUUAAUGUCAGCAUAUAUAAAAUUAGUAUGGACCCUUUUGAUCAGACAAAAGCGGCAGUAAGCUCUGUUGGUUCUAGUCUAAUCCUUUUGGAAAAACUUUCAUCCCUCCACUGGUCUAGUUCAAAAAUUACUUCAAUGUCACUUGAACCUCGAACAAUUCCAAAUUCCUCUACAAAAUUAAAUAAUUCUUCUUCAAUUAUUCAAUUAAAAUAUCAUCUGGCUUACCCACAACUUUUAUUUGUUCUAUUUCCGACAGAAAUUUGUUUGGUUGAAACACAACAUUGUCAAGUUAUUUUUAGUUCAAUUAUUGAUACAGGAUCGCCUUUAGUUCAGAUUCUUCCCUGUGCCGAAAAAGAUGCCUUCUUUUUAAUCCAUCAAAAUGGGACUUGUUCUUUUCGGCUUGCCAAUUUUCACUUUUCUGAUGAAAAAAUGAUUUCCGAAUUGGAUUAUGAAAGAAAAUGUUCAAUAGAUUCAAUGCAAAGGCAAUCAAUUAGAUUAAGAGUUAUGGGAGCUUCAAUAUGUCCUACAACUAAUUCUUCUUUUGUUUUGUUAAUUAAUUCUGGAAAAUUGUUAAUUUAUCAAUUGGAAGAUGCUCGUCAAGAAAUUGAACCUUAUCGUAUUGGAAUGAUCAAUGAUUUUAUUGAAUUAAAUGAGGAAUGUCAAAUGCGUGUUGCUAGUAAAUCUGGACAGCUCAGAUUAACUCAAUAUGGAAUUUAUUCACCAUUAAGUACUACAAUUACAGUUAUUAGAAUGCGUCCAAUAGAUUUAUUAACUAAUUCUGUACCCAGUUUAAUUUUUUCUUCUAAAAUUGGUCAAUUAGCAGCAGUUGGAAGCUCUACUGGAAUUAUUCAUUUAAUUAAUGUUUGUGGAGAAAAAAUUUGUAAAUUUAAAGAUUUACAAAUACAUAGCUGCCCUGUCAAAUGUUUGGAAUGGGCUGGUCCAAAUGCUAUUGUUUCUGCUGCUUAUAUUGCUUCUCUAAGUUCUUCAAAUACUGUUCGGAAUGAUAUUUUUAUAACUGAUAUUCAGACUGGUUGGAAACGUCGUCUUAGGCCAGAACGAGAAGAAUCUCCAAUCGAGACAAUUCGUGUGUCCCACUACAACAGUUAUUUGGCCAUUUCGUUUCGUCAAAAUCCUCUUGAAAUUUGGGAUUUGGGUACUCAACGACUUUUAAGAAGAAUGAAUAAACGUUGCCCCAUAAUUUUGGAUAUGUGUUGGAGUGGAAAACAUCAUCAGUCUAAAAUUGUUAAUGAAAGCAAAACGAAGAUUUUUCGAGAAAAUUUGGUUGUUUUGGAUAAUGAUAAUCAUCUAUAUCACGUCGUUGUCAAAGGACUUCAUGUCCGUGAUGGAAAAGAAGUUAGUACACAAUGGAAAAGUGGUGCAGCAUUUUUACGUUGUAUGGUUUGGAAGGAUGAUGUUUUGGCUUUUGGUGAUAGUGCUGGACGUAUUGGUGUUUGGGUUUUGGGUGAUAAAUCGCAUUGUAGACAAUCUGGAUUGGGAAAUUCUACUAGAGGACCUGUUUUAAGAAUUGUGUUUUCAAAAUUGGCUGGAGAUUUUACUUUGGCUGCACAACACCCAACUUCCUUAGUUAUUUGGGAUACGGAAAGAUUACAUACAGUUUUUGUUUUACAACGUCCUGGAUUAAGUGUUAUUGAUAUUGAUAUGUGUGGAUUAACUCCUGUUUACAUUACCUCUGAUGGAAUGCUUCGUUAUGCUAUUUCUGAUACUGGAAAAGGUUCAAAUAUUUCUUUGAGUGAAUCAGAUUGCCCAUUUUUAAUUCGUUCAACACACUCAAAUAUUUUACAAAAUUUAAUUUGUUAUAUCUCCAAUUUUCAACAAGAUUUACUUCAGAAUUUAUUUAAAAUUGAUGACAAUUAUUACAAUUAUUUGCUUAAAAAAUUGGAAAAAUUUGAACAAAAUAAAUUGUUAAAAAUUGGUUUUUUGUGUCAAUUUAUUGGAUUAUUAUCUUUAACAAAUUUUAUUAAAAUUGUUGAAAAUGCUUCAAAUAAAGAUGGAUUGAAUGAUAAAUAUUUGUCAACAAAUUUGUUGCAAUUUUGGUCAAAAAAUUGUUUUCAGAAGAGAAUGGAAUUAAUUGUUCGUUUACUUCUAUCAACUUGUAAAAAUGAAAAUCAUUUGGAACAAGCAAUUGAAAAAUGUAUAAUUAUGAAAAAGAAUGAACUAGCCAUUUAUUAUUUGCUAAAUAGUGACAAAACAAUUAACAACACAAAAACUAAAGAUGAUAUAAAAUUUAAUUCUUUUCGUGCUUGUCUUUUAUCUGCUAAUUUUGAUAGUGAAAAUUCAAAAUGUUUGGUUAAAUUAAAUGCAACAAAUUUAAUUGCUUCCAAUUUUAUUUCUGAAGGUAUUCAACUACUUUCUUUAAUUGACCAAGGAUUGGAUGCAUGUAAAUAUUUAAUUUCACAAGGAUUGUGGAAUAUUGCUUUGAUCUAUUCUAAAAUUUAUCCAAAUUGUGAUUUUGUUGAAAUAUAUACAAGAUAUGCUGAAUAUUUAAUUACAAAUGUAUUAGAUAAGAAUAGUUUGGCUUUAAUGAUAUUUGCAAGUUUGGGAAAUUGGCAAAAAUGUAAGACACUUAUUGAAGGUGAAAAAGAAGAAAUGUCUGCAAAUAAACAAUUAAUUUUACAAAUAAUUGAUUUAGCUAUAAAUUGA
Molecule: messenger RNA, 3151 nt
Organism: Meloidogyne enterolobii
Lineage: Eukaryota; Metazoa; Nematoda; Chromadorea; Rhabditida; Meloidogynidae
Source: the annotation of a GenBank genome assembly